AUGCGGUCCAGUAUCGCCUGCGCGCGCUGCCGCCGAAGUAAAAUCAAGUGCGUCAAUUCUGGCGUCGACACCACCUGUCGCGCUUGCGAAUCCUCCGGUCGAGAAUGUGUUUACCCUACGCCUGCCAUUGGCGUUGGCGCUGCCGCCAAACGAGAUAUCGCAGCCCUGGCCGACGGGGAAGAUCGCAAUGGUGAUUGGGAUAGUCCGAAGCGACAGCGCUCUCGCAAAACUGUCGGCCUUUCUUCCGCUGCCAGGGAUGCUUCCAAGGCGUCCCUCGAUGCCCUCGAUUCAUCUGUCCUAACCAUAAAGGUAUGGGAGGCAGUAUUCGACCUGUUCCAGGCGCACUAUGCGACAAUUCUUCCCUUCCUCCAUCCCGCCUCCUUCAUGGGCCAGAUUAGGCAGCUGUCUGGCAACAACCAAACCUCACCUCCAACAUCUAACAAUGCCUCCUCCACCACCAUCCCCAGUUCCCAAGAGCCCCCUCGGGAUCAGGCUCCGAACCCUCCAUCAACACCGCCCAACCCACUCAUUCCUCUAGGGGUUCUUGCCCUCACUGCUCGUUUCCACCCUCAGCUCGCCGCAUACCAUUCUCCCUCUUCUCCGGGAAACCCACCAAAUCCCCUCGUUGCCUCGGAAUUCUACGCGACGGCACUGCGCAGCCGGCUCGCCGGCGUGGAUGGCGCCAGUCUUGCCGUUCCCGACCUCACGCGCGUGCAAGCGUUGCUUAUGCUCGCCCUGCAUGAAUGGGGCAUGUGCCGUGGCAAGAGCGCGUGGCUGUAUGUUGGAAUGGCCAUCCGCAUGUCUCAGGCUAUGGGACUCCCGUUCGAGUUGGAGAAUGAUGUAUUCUCUCGGGAUGCACCUCGAGACCCAGCUCUAAAGACAGAAGCAGACAUGUUUGGCAUAACGCCGCGCCCAGAACAAAAGGAACAAAAUCAAUCGGACGAGGUGAUCGCGCAGGAAACGAAGCGUCGUACUUUCUGGGCGUGCUUCAUUCUUGACCGCACCCUAAGCAGUGGAAAAUACCGCCCCCGAAUGAUCAGAGUCAAGGAACUGGACAUCCAAUUGCCUAGUGAAAACGCCUUUGCGUUCGGAGAGCGGGUGCGCACUUCUCGCUUGACCGACCCCGUCGGUCGACGUCCGCAAAGCUUCAGCUCAACCUCCCAGGGGGUCCAGCAAAUUCCCGGCCUCCGUCAUAGUAUUGGCGGGUAUAGCGAGGGGAAAAUGCCCCAAAAUGGCGCCGAUAACCAUCCAUGGUCGCCGGUCUCAGGACGGAAAGACUCCACCGAAGAGGAAAUUGACCGGUGGGAAAUUGGCGCUGAAGAGUCAGUUUUGAGUCGAGCCGUUCGUAUCACCCGAGUGUGGGGAAGCAUUGCCAAGUGGUCCUGUGCUGGAGGACGACGAAACGAACAAUUUCCCCCAUGGCAUCCUGACUCGCGCUUCCACCGGCUUCGAACAUCACUAGCAGAAUUCCGUGAUGCAUUGUCCCGUAAUCUGCAAUACUCUCCUCGCAACACUGAUACCCAUAUCAUGUACAAGAACAACCUCCUCCACCCAUAUACCUUUAUCCAUCUGGUCUAUUUCCUCUCGGUCAUUGUUCUUCACCGCGCCUAUAUUCCUUUCCUUCCUGUACGCUGCGCAGAGCCCGUCGGGCCCCUUGAUGAACCGGUGGACAAGACUGGAAUGCCGGAAGGCUUCUGGCGUGACAGUGCCCGCGAACUUUUUGCUGCCGCUCGACAAUUGAUGGACCUGGCAGUGACGUGCCAGGAACGUGGUGUGCUUGUUGAGAAUCCGCUCGUCGGAUUUGCUAUCUACAAUGCCGCAUUCGUAGGCGUUUACGCCACCCAUUUCCCGCAGAUGGACCUUGACGGCGCCCUCGCCCCUGUACAGAGGGGCGACCCACAAGGCCAACUUCAGUCGCGCAGGGCUCUGGGCGUUCUCCGCGAGAUGCGGCCACGCCUUAAGAUGGCAGCGGGCUGGUUCCGAACCCUGAACCGCCUACAUAGUUACUUCUCAAAGGUCAAGCGUGACUUCCGCCGAAACUCGCGUAGGGGAGAUAUGUUACCUCCGGAUGCGAUUGACCCGCACAACGUCAAUGGGAUCCGCCCCGUGCGUGAAGGUGGAUCUGGUGGAGGAUUGGAGGAAUUCAAGCUGUUGGAGAAGCUGUUCCUGGAGUUUGGCAGCCUCGAUGACCAACUUACCGACGGCCCGAGCAACGAAGAGGAUGGCGAUCGAGCGACGAACGUCAGUGACACCGGUAGCAACCACAUCCGCAGUGACCCUGGUGAUCUUGGCGAGGGCCCGCUGGAUGGAGCAGGCGGACGUCGCGAGUCAUGGGUUACCGUUAACAGCCCGGGUCUGCCUCUCCCUAGCCUAGAUGCCAAUGGCGAACGCCGACCCAGUCUCCCACUCCCCCCAAGCCGAUCUCUACAACCGCAGUCACCUUUCUCCCUCCCAUCACUUCAGCAUCACCCAGACGGCUCGCAAUACAACCGCUCUUCUCCAACGCUCCCUUCCCUAGCACCUUCAGGUGCAUACGGCGGGCUUCCAAACACUUCAACCCCUGCCUCAUCCGCACGCCUACAACCAAUAAACUCGUGGCUGAACUCUCGGUCACAACCGCCUCCAGCAUCAUACUCGCAAUCCCUACCCCCGAUCAGUGCCGCUGCUCCCACACACGGCCUGCCGCUGCUGCCACCCCCAGGGUCCAUCGGACACCCCGGCGCAUCUCCGCCAGCAACACUAGAUGGCCUCGAAACUUUCAAUAGUCUCUGGUCUACUAGCCUCGGCGGCGACGACGUCCUCGCCUUCCUCGAGGGUAGCGAAUGCACGCAAUCUCCCAGCGCGGCGUCCGAAGUCGGCGUCCCAGCUGGCUGGCUAAGCACAGUGUGGACGGAGUUUGCGCGGUAA
Molecule: messenger RNA, 2907 nt
Organism: Aspergillus puulaauensis
Lineage: Eukaryota; Fungi; Ascomycota; Eurotiomycetes; Eurotiales; Aspergillaceae
Product: putative C6 transcription factor
Exons: 1
Coding region: 1-2907 (968 amino acids)
Biological process (GO): regulation of DNA-templated transcription; DNA-templated transcription
Cellular component (GO): nucleus
Molecular function (GO): zinc ion binding; DNA binding; DNA-binding transcription factor activity, RNA polymerase II-specific
Source: RefSeq, a predicted model, not a curated record